This is a messenger RNA of Diaporthe citri, 237 nucleotides long. RefSeq lists its product as uncharacterized. Lineage: Eukaryota; Fungi; Ascomycota; Sordariomycetes; Diaporthales; Diaporthaceae. The coding region runs from base 1 to 237 and encodes 78 amino acids. The record is from RefSeq and is a predicted model, not a curated record. The transcript has 2 exons.
AUGCGUCCCACACCAGCAAUGUUUCAACAAGCCGCCCGCUCGGCACCCGGCUUCCUCCAGAGGCUGGCAAAGAGCCCCAUGUCCCCACCCGUCGAGGUGCUUCCCAUCUUGAUCCUGCCGGUAGGCAUGCUCUCUUUCGCUGCAUACACCGGCUCCCGAGAGUUCAAGUACGACCGCAACUUGAGGCUGAAGAGGACAAACGUCGCCGCCAUGCAAGAACACAUGCAAGAACACUAG